Messenger RNA from Chaetomium strumarium, 2574 nucleotides. RefSeq lists its product as uncharacterized. Bases 215 to 2464 code for a protein of 749 amino acids. NCBI's taxonomy places the organism in Eukaryota, Fungi, Ascomycota, Sordariomycetes, Sordariales, Chaetomiaceae. Gene Ontology annotation, cellular component: nucleus. The record is from RefSeq and is a predicted model, not a curated record. Gene Ontology annotation, biological process: regulation of transcription by RNA polymerase II. The transcript is spliced from 2 exons.
GGACCCUGGGGCCUGCCGCCGAGCGCUAACACAGCCUCGUCCCGCUCUCCACAACCCCAUCCCAAGACCUCAAGUUCGUGGCUGGGUGGCCUCCCCCUUGUCAGAACGUCGGGCCCAGGGACCGCGAUUGAUAGCCUUCUGUUUCCCCACGCGACAGAACCUUGGUUUCUUUCAUCAUUCUGCAUCUGAGAGUAUCUCCGAGCUCCCUCGAUUGAUGCGGCAUCCGCAGCAUCAGCAGCACCGCGCCUCAGCAACCUCGGCGCUCGCCGUGAGGCCGCCAGCCCGGUCCAUGCUGUCGCCGAGGUCCACUCCGCUCUCCUCCGGCGCCAUCGGUGGGGCUGUGGUAGGAGCAGUGGUCGGCGCCCUCCUCCUUACCUUGUGUCUCUGGCCCUUCGUUGUCCGUGCCAGACGUCGGCGCCUUCCCCGCCAUGGAACCGAUGGAGAUCCCGGCCUGGCCGAGAUGGGCCAAGGCCCCGGUCAUCCCAUCUUCACCUCGCACGUGGGAGACUUAGACGACAGCUCCUACAAAAGAACCUCGGGCUCCGCUCCCGAGACUGGCACCGUGCUCGAUCUCCAGCAGACGACCGAGUCAGCUCAGAAGCCUCACCCAACCCUGCAACAGGUGGUCCCUGCCCAGCACGGCCUCCCGCUGCCCGGCUCGUCUCCGACCUCGCCGGCGUCUGGGACUGAUCCACCAUUUCCGGUCGACGGCACGGACGCCUCCUAUCUGCCCGCCACCGCGCCUGCUCCCUCGCCGUCACCGGCCGAAGCUCCGUCGAAGCCGCCCUACGGCUCCGGACACGCUGUCGGCCGCGAGAUCACUCGCAAGUCAAGUGCUAGUGACUCGUACGGGCCCCCAAGCCGCGAGCUCACUGGCAUCACGUCGGUUGGCAUCACAGAGGAGCCUGAGUCCUUCGACCACCCAUCCAGUUCUCCCGAGCCCAGUCGCUUCCCUCACCUCAGAGAUUCUCUACGGAGCUUCCUUCACCGUCGCCACUCUUCGCACCGGCGCCGGGAAAGCCAGCGCUCUACCCUAGCCGGCGGUACCGACGGAACCCGGUCGCCAUCCGUCAUCACCAACGACGUUUUCUCGCAGGUGCCCACCGACCCGGCACCGUCAGGACUGGAGAUCGAUAUAGAAACCCCAGGCUUGGCUUGGGACUACUACCACGACCCAACUCUUGGCAUCGAGGCGUCUGACAGUUAUCCGCAGUCCACGCCGACGUCGCCCUCUGCAGCCGUCAUUCCGCCCACGUAUGGUCCGGCCUCCGCCGCGGCAGGUCCCUUCCUCCCAGCUGGGCAAGUUCCUUUGACGGGAGCAGCAGUCGCCUCGUCGAUGGCAAGGCCUGUGACCGAGGAACCGGACAGUGUUUUGCGUGACAGUAAAACGACACUAACACCAGCUACCUCCGGCGGCCAAAACACCUUCCUUCAGGGCAAGAGUUAUCCCACGCCGGUACUGCGCACCGACAGCCUGCCGCCCCCGACCAUCGUUGCCGACUUGCCCAGCCCGCCGUUCCUCCAAUACAACAUCGGGCCGAGUGGCAACCCCAUGGAGAUGAUGAGACCAACCAACCCAGACGAAAGCGCGUAUAGGCUGAACUACGAAAUGCGUAUGAUCGAAAACUCUCCGCCGCCACCGCCACCAAUGGCCCCGGACCCGAUCUCGUUCAUGCCGACGCCGGUGGAUGCAAUCACUUUCACCUGGCCCGACGACCAUCAAAGCGCCCCGUACCAGUCUUCGUACCACCCACCCUACCAUGCACCCGUCCCCGCCAUUCCGGAGCCCGGGGUACAGAUUUCUGAGGAGCCAGUCGUAUACUAUGGCACCGACAGUUUGACUACCCCGGACUACUCGACCCCCCCCGCUUCCACUGGCCGCUCGGCCGAGAGUACUCCGGAGACAAGGUUGACUUCGUCUUCCCCAUCUCCCUCUCCGCCAGCCGAGGUUGAGGCUACUAUCAGCGGGCAGUUAGUGCCGUCAUCAGGCCUUUCGCCCGGUCUGUCUUCCACAACGAUGUCGGGUCUUUCUCCGUCGUCAGGGCUGUCGCCGACUCCGUCUCGGGGACGCACCCCCGGGCCAUCUCCAGGCCACUCUCCGGGCCGGUCUCCCGCCCGGCCACCGGGAGGCUUCGUCUGCGAAGUUUGUGGCGCCGUGAAGAGCUCAUACCAUCAGUUUAAUCAUCACCGACGAUACCAUGACCGGCCAUGGCAAUGCAAGCAACCAGGCUGCGAACGGAGCUUUGGUACAAUAACACACCUCAAGCGACACAUCAACGACAAACAUUUCAAGACGCGCAAGUUCUACUGCACCCAGCCGAACUGCUCCUACUCAAGACAGGGCGGCAAAUCCUUCCCCAGGAAGGACAACUGGAAGAGGCACAUGCUGAACAAGCAUCACAUCGACCCGAAGGACAUGACAGAUGAGGAGGUUCUAGCCGACGUCGCUAUGGACGGGACAUGACCCUGCCGUUUCGGCGGAAGUCCCCAAUCUCGAUUCUGAGUGAACAACGGCCGCAGCUCGAUGCGGGGUUGCUUUGGCAGGAUUAGAUCGGUUGCUAUCCACCAGGAGAA